Molecule: messenger RNA, 4087 nt
Organism: Linum tenue
Lineage: Eukaryota; Viridiplantae; Streptophyta; Magnoliopsida; Malpighiales; Linaceae
Source: the annotation of a GenBank genome assembly
CAAACUUUUUCAUAUCAGGACAAAAAACAAACAUGAUUUUUCUCCGCUAAACGAAAUUCAUAUCCAUUUUCUCGAGCCAGAGCCGCCUCUCUCUUUUCGCAACCUCUCGAUUGUGAAGAAGCUACAAUGGCUACUACUGCGCCCCUGGUGUUUGCGUACUACGUCACUGGCCACGGAUUCGGCCACGCCACCCGCGUCGUCGAGGUGACGCGCCAUUUGAUCGACGCCGGCCAUGUGGUCCACGUCGUCACCGCCGCGCCGGACUUCGUCUUCACUACCGAAAUUCAGUCGCCCAACCUCUUCCUGCGCAGGGUAUUGUUGGACUGUGGAGCUGUUCAAUCAGAUGCGCUCACGGUUGAUCGUCUUGCCUCUUUAGAGAAGUACUCCCAGACAGCUGUGAUUCCCAGGGAGUCUAUUUUAGCAUCAGAAGUUGAGUGGCUCAAGUCCAUUAAAGCUGACUUAGUGGUUUCAGAUGUCGUGCCUAUUGCAUGCCGCGCAGCUGCAGAUGCAGGAAUUCGUUCCGUCUGUAUCACCAACUUCAGCUGGGACUUCAUUUAUGCUGACUAUGUGAUGGCCGCCGGGCAUCACCACCGGUCAAUUAUUCUGCAGAUUGCUGAAGAUUAUUCUCAUUGCGAAUUCUUAAUUCGCCUGCCAGGAUUUUGUCCUAUGCCAGCUUUCCGUGAUGUGGUUGAUAUUCCCCUUGUGGUGAGGCGGUUGCACAAGAGCAGAGAAGAGGUGAGAAAGGAGCUUGGAGUUGGAGAUGAUGUGAAGCUGUUGAUUUUCAACUUCGGAGGGCAGCCAGCUGGUUGGAAGCUAAAGGAGGAGUAUUUGCCAACUGGUUGGAGGUGUUUGGUGUGUGGUGCAUCAGACGAUCAAGAACUUCCCCCCAAUUUUAUCAAGCUUCCAAAAGAUGCAUAUACACCUGAUGUAAUAGCAGCUUCAGAUUGCAUGCUUGGAAAAAUUGGAUAUGGUACAUCUAGUGAGGCCAUGGCUUACAAGUUGCCAUUUAUCUUUGUACGGAGAGAUUACUUCAAUGAAGAACCUUUUUUGAGAAACAUUAUUGAGCAUUACAAAGGUGGUGUGGAGAUGAUUAGACGUGAUCUGCUGAGUGGAUGCUGGCAACCCUACAUUGAUCAUGCCGUUAGCUUGAAACCAUGCUACAAUGGGGACAUUAAUGGUGGCGAGGUAGCUGCAAGCAUACUGCAGGACACAGCUCAUGGAAACGUCCAUACUAAAUAUAAGCCUUGUGGAGCAAGACGACUACGAGAUGCAAUAGUGCUUGGAUAUCAGCUAAGAGGAAUUUCGGAACGGCAAGCCAAUGUUCCAGAUUGGUAUGUCCAUGCACCAUUGCCAUCGCAGGAACACGACCAGUCCAAAGAAGAAAUGCAUAUACCAGAUUUUGAAGUUCUCCAUGGGGACCUUCAAGGUCUUUCAGAUACUGCUAGUUUUUUGAAGGCUUUGGGAGAGCUUAGUGCUAUUGACUUUGAAAGGGAUAACAAGGACCAGUUGCGGGAGCGUCUAGCGGCCGCCAGGCUUUUCAAUUGGGAGGAGGAAAUAUUUGUUGCGAGAGCACCUGGCAGAUUGGAUGUGAUGGGAGGAAUUGCAGAUUAUUCAGGAAGUCUUGUUUUGCAGAUGCCUAUAAAAGAAGCAUGCCAUGCUGCUGUCCAGAAAAACCAUCCUAGUAAGCAGAAGUUGUGGAAGCACGCACAAGCUAGACAUCAUAGUGACCGUGACAAACCAACACCUAUUCUAGAAAUUGUGUCAUUUGGAGCAGAUUUGAGUAACCGUGGGCCAACAUUUGACAUGGACAUAUCUGACUUUAUGGAUGGUGAGCAGCCAAUUUCUUACGAGGCUGCACGCAAGUACUUCUCUCGUGAUACUUCCCAAAGGUGGGCAGCGUAUGUUGCUGGGGCAAUUUUGGUACUGAUGACUGAGUUGGGAGUCCGUUUUGAGGACAGCAUAAGCAUUGUGAUAUCUUCUGCUGUUCCUGAGGGAAAAGGUGUUUCUUCUUCAGCAGCAGUCGAGGUUGCAAGCAUGACUGCUAUCAUUGCUGCGCAUGGUUUGAAGAUCGCCCCUCGAGACAUCGCUUUGCUCUGUCAGAAGGUAGAGAAUCACAUCGUUGGAGCCCCAUGCGGAGUGAUGGACCAGAUGGCUUCAGCAUGUGGUGAAAAGAACAAGCUUCUUGCUAUGUUGUGCCAGCCAGCUGAGGUGUUAGGAUUGGUUGAUAUUCCUUCCCAUAUAAAAUUCUGGGGGAUCGACUCGGGUCUUCGACACAGUGUUGGGGGUUCAGACUAUGGUUCGGUGAGGAUUGGUACUUUCAUGGGCAGAAAGAUGAUGAAGUCAAUGGCCUCUAGCAAAGUAGAUGAAUAUAACUCUGAUGAGACGGGAAGGAAUAGCACCGAACUGCUCGAGGCCGAGGCUUCAUUAGCCUACUUAUGCAACCUGCCACCUCACAGGUAUGAAGGUGGAUAUGCAAAUAAGCUUCCAGAACGAAUCACUGGUGAAGAAUUCUUAACCAAAUACGGAAGUCAUGAUGAUCCUGUCACUGUAAUCAACAGAGAUCUGAGUUAUGCUGUUAAAGCGCCUACUGCACAUCCUGUUUACGAAAACUCCCGAGUCAAGGCUUUUAAAUCGUUGUUAACAGCCGCUGCCUCCGAUGAACAACUUUCAGCUCUAGGGGAGCUUAUGUAUCAGUGCCAUUACAGCUAUAGUGCAUGCGGCCUGGGUUCCGUUGGCACCGACAAACUGGUGGAAUUCGUACAGAUGAUGCGACUCGCUGGGACUCUAUACGGAGCCAAAAUCACUGGUGGUGGUAGCGGCGGAACAGUUUGCGUUAUGGGGGAGAAGAGCGUGAGAAGCAGUGAACAAAUUCGCGAGAUUCAACAGAGAUACAAGAACGCCACAGGGUUCAUGCCGUAUGUUUUUGAAGGAUCGUCGCCCGGUGCUGGCAAGUUCGGUUAUCUGAAAAUUCGCCGACGCAGCAGCCCCAAGUCAGACUUUGCUGCUGCUUCAUCACUAACCGCAUCUGCAGAGCAUUGAAUGGGGGACCAUGUUUGAACUCCAAAAGGUCCAUUAGAAAAGGGAAGGAAAGGUAAUCGAUAGCCUAAUCGAAUACUCAUACCGUCAUUACACUGAUCAAUAAGAUUACGAACACUCCUACCAAUCUGCUGAAAGCAGCCAUUCUGUUCAUUGAAACGGUUGGUCUUAAAAUUAACUGUUAAUCCAGUUCCACUCCAUUUUUACUCCUGUAAAUGUACUUAUACUGAAUCAAGAAGACAUCAAAGAAAUCGUGGAUGGAACAUAAGUCACGACUUGAAAACUGUACCACUUAGCUUCGAUCGCAAGGCGGUAUCUGUCUUCAGCAACACGAGGAUCGACGACGCGCAGUUUCUCGUCGCCGCCUACCACGAAACACCUCCCCUGUUUCCAAAGCGCAGGGACGCCGUAGAACAGCUUCGAGGAAUACUCGGGGAGACCGGACACUGCAAACAGCUUGAUCCACGAGCAUCGAGACCCGAGCUCGUCGUAGUCCAAUGCCGCCCAUAUCUGGUACGAGCAGUCCCGAUGUAGGGUUGGCGGUGACGGGUAUGCCCAAGGAUGUUGCUUGGUAGAAGAAGCGGAGGCAGAAUCUUGGUCUCCGAAGUUGUGGGAUUCCACAGCAUGAUUCUCCUCCGAUCAUGAAUGUGUUUGUUACUGUAAAUGCAGAAGAUUCCGUGGCAGCAACCGGCGAUUGUGGGAGAGAUGAGUACGUCUGGGAAUUGGGCGGCGGGGAUGGUGGGUUGGAGGGUGUGGUAGGAGAGCUGGGAGUAUAUAGUGGGAGCAGAGGCUCUGCCGCCGCUGCCGCGGCCGCGGACGAAUUCUGGGUGAUGUUCCUGAGAGCUGCGGGUGAUUAGAAUCUGAGCGGCGGAUUCAAUUUGAUUGUCGAAGAAGAGGAUGUCACGGAUAAUAUUGGGAUCGGAGAGAAGACGGUGCCAUGAUUUGCUGACGCAGCGGGAUCGUCCGACGCUUCUCCUACUCCGCAGCCUCUUGAGGAUUUCGAUUGCUAAUUCCUCAGGCAAGCGGCCGUCGCCGUCGCCGUCGCCGCUGC